Clonostachys solani is the source of this 1782-nucleotide messenger RNA. The record is from the annotation of a GenBank genome assembly. Lineage: Eukaryota; Fungi; Ascomycota; Sordariomycetes; Hypocreales; Bionectriaceae.
AUGCCAGGAAUCCCCAAAACAAAAGGCUGCUCCGUUUGCAAAGCCAAAAAAAUCAAGGUAAUUAAUUGGAUAGGAAAUACCUCAAUAUUGGCUGAUGAAAAAUGCAAUUGCUCCUUUGUCUCUAUUUCCAACCGAGAAAAAUACCUCAACAGGCUAAUGAUUGUCUGCGACGAGAAGUGGCCAACUUGCACGGCCUGCCGACACUCCAAACGAACAUGCCCUGGCCCAUCACCACUUGUAACCUAUGCAUACAGAUCUCAGGAACCAUUCAAUGAGAACUUCAACAACACAAAGCUGCCUUUUCCCAACUUGCUAGCCUCGACGUGGGUUGAAAACUCGCUACCACCAGAGGAGAGAUCAUGCCACAAUCACAACCACCAAUCAAAGAAAUACAAACCCAUCAGACCUCGGCUUCCUACUAAGUCGCGCGGUGUCUUAAUAAGCAAUGGCUCACCUCGUGCCAGCCCAACAACAAGACUGAGCCAACUCGCGGCCAGUCUUGUCUCUGUGCUCAACACGUCCACGGAUCUUGGAGAUGCAGCUCACCUUAGUAUACUUUCCUUUGUCCCACCUCGCCUUCAAGAAAGCCAGUGCUUGUCUGAUAGUGUGGCAUUCUGGUGCAGCUCGCAGUUGGAUGAUCGCCGCUGCCUGAUGAAACCAAGUGUCGAGACACUACGCUCCUAUAGCAAGGCACUGCAGAGUCUGCGGCAAGCCUUGAGAAGCAAGCAAGUGUACUGCCCUGAGACAUUGGCAACAGUGGUGAUCCUCCAGAGAGCCGGGACAUCCUUUGACAAUGCAGUAAAGCUAGAUUCGGUUGCCCAUGCAAAGGGCAUGUCAGAAUUGAUCGUGCAGAGAGGGCCGCCCCGCCUGGAUGAUGAUUUGGACGCCUCGCUGGCAAGUGAACUAGGCUCAAGUCUCUUUUGCUGGUGUGAUAAACUUGGCGGUCAGGAGGUACCCAAGACUAUGGACGCUGAAGAAAUCAAGGUCGAAGGGCCUCUAAUAUCAGCGUCGGAGGAAGCUCUGAUCCAAGGCACAUUCGGCAAGAUGGCUGAUUGCAUGACCCAUGUUAAAAUAGUUCAUAACGACCCCGAUCCUGAAAACAUGAAAGUCCUGGCUUCAGACCUCCUUGCGCAAAUUCGGCUCUGGAACCAAGGCUUUUCCCUGGCUAUUGAUCAAAUUGAGAAACGCUUCACCAAGCAGGGACUGAUGGAAGUUAUCCCCGACAAAGACUUCUUUUUAAAGGAAAAAUACCAUUUGAGGUCUAUCGCUGCCACGCAGUUCCUCCUCGAAGUCUUGGUACUCCAGAUCAUCAUUGCCAAAGUUCUCCACAGCUUCAGUUCAUUCUGUGCCUCCCCAGAUGAUACCGCCCUUUACUUUGAAAGAUAUCGCAAACUCUCGAUCAAGUACUGGAUGCUUAUCCCUCACCUUAAGGCAUCACAUAUCAAGGCUUCGCAGAUUGUUUCGUGCACUUUCAGUCUUACCUUUGAGGCUGCUGAGAACGACCUGGAGAGGGAUCAAGUCCUGGAUGCUGUCAUGACUUUCGACCAGUACAUGGGGAAAUUCAAACGCCACCGCAAACUCUUAGAAGACCGAGUGCUUCAGACCGCUAAGCAGCUUACGGGUCGCGGGGGGGUUCUGCCUAUCCAAGUUUGGAUCAGCGGUCAAAGAGAGUCCAAGACACGAAAAAAGACAAAGAAGAUCGCAUCCAAUCCACGUUGGGUCACUAAUUCCAGUCACAUUCUCCAUGGUUGUUUAUUCUUUGAGAGGUUGCUAGAUACAUAG